AUGUCUUUGCGUGAUGCCCAUCUCCAGCCGCGCAUGUCCAAGAAGGGCCCUUUCUCUGUAGAGGUGCCCGGUGUGCAGCGUGUCGAGGGAGAGACUAUUCCUCGCCGACACCCCGCCGCAAAGAACGGACUUGUCCUGCGCCCCUCCGAAGACGUUAGCACCACUUAUGAGAACUUCCGCCGUUCCGCACGCCUGUUCGGCAACAACAAGGCCGUCGCCACCCGUCGCUUGAUUAAGACCCACGUCGAGACCAAGAAGGUCAAGAAGAUCGUUGAUGGCGUGGAAACUGAGGUUGAUAAGAAGUGGACCUACUUCGAACUGAGUGGCUACACCUACAAGACCUUCCUUGAGUAUGAGAAGCUCUGUCUGGAGCUCGGCGCGGGUCUGCGCAAGUUGGGCCUGGAGAGGGACAGCAAGAUCCAUCUCUACGGUGCCACCAGUGCACACUGGCUCGCCAUGUCGCACGGCGCUGCCUCUCAAUCGGUGACUAUCGUCACUGCCUAUGAUACCCUGGGCGAGGAAGGCCUGAAGCACUCCUUGGUUCAAACCUCCAGCAAUGCCAUCUUCCUGGACCCCGGCCUCAUCCCGUCCCUGACCAAUGUUCUGAAGGAUAUUCCCUCAGUCAAGCACAUUAUCUACAAUACUGAUACUGAGGUCAAGCAGUCCGACCUUGACAAGCUCAAGAGUAACUUUAGUCACAUUAACGUUCUCAGCAUCGAGGAGCUGCGCAAGUCCGGCGAGGAGAACCUCGUGGACCCCGUGCCUCCCAAGCCCGAGGACCUCUGCUGCAUCAUGUACACCUCCGGCUCUACUGGCGCACCCAAGGGUGUCUCUCUUACCCACGCCAACGUCAUCGCUGCGACUGCCGGUGUCAACGAGAUCGUGGGACCUUACAUCGGAGUGAAGGACUCUCUUCUGACAUACCUUCCCCAGGCGCACAUCCUUGAGUUCAUGUUCGAGAACCUCUGCUUGUUCUGGGGCGGUGCUAUGGGAUACGGCAACCCCCGCACAUUGUCCGAUGCUUCGAUGCGCAAUUGCAAGGGUGACAUUCGCGAGUUCAAGCCCACCAUUCUCGUUGGAGUUCCUGCCGUCUGGGAGUCCGUGAAGAAGGGCGUGCUGAACAAGCUUAAUUCGAAUAGUUUCAUCGUGAAGGGUAUGUUUUGGGGUGCUUUGGCUGCUAAGACCUUCUUGAUGAACAACGGUUUCCCCGGCUCCGGUGUCGGUGCUUCCCUUCUCGACGCCAUUGUCUUCAAGAAGCUCAAGGAUGCUACUGGUGGCCACCUUCGUAUUAUGAUGAACGGCGGUGGUCCCAUUUCGAAGGACACCCAGAAGUUCCUGUCGAUGGCCAUUGCUCCCAUGAUCGGUGGCUACGGUUUGACCGAGACCUCUGCUAUGGGUGCACUGAACGAUCCCAUGGCUUGGAACCCCAAUGCCUUGGGUGAUAUUCCUGCCUCCAUUGAGAUCAAGCUCGUCGACUUCCCCGAUGCCGGAUACUUGUCUACGAACAACCCGCCUCAGGGUGAGAUCCUCAUUCGUGGUGGCAGUGUGACCAAUGGUUACUUCGAUAACGAGCAGGAGACCAAGGAAGCUCUGACUGAGGACGGAUGGUUCAAGACUGGCGAUAUUGGUCAGUUCGACCAGUUCGGCCACCUGCAGAUCAUCGACCGUAAGAAGAACCUGGUCAAGACCCUCAAUGGUGAAUACAUUGCCUUGGAGAAGUUGGAGUCUGUCUACCGCUCCAGCCCCGUUGUUGGCAACAUCUGCGUCUACGCUGCCCAGGACCAGGACAAGCCUAUUGCCAUCAUUGUGCCCCUCGAGCCUGCUCUGAAGAAGAUUGCUAGCGAGAACGACAUUAAUGGUGACUCGAUCGAGUCGCUCGUACACAACGAGAAGAUCCAGCGUCUCGUUCUGAAACAGCUGCAGGAAGCUGGCCGUGUCGGUGGCCUACGAGGCAUUGAGAUCAUCAACGGUGUUGUCCUGUCCGACGAGGAGUGGACCACUCAGUCUGGUUACCUCACCGCAGCACAGAAGUUGCAGCGCAAGAAGAUCGUUGCCGCGUACCAGGGCCAAAUAGACAAGGCUUACGGCAAGAAAUAG
Penicillium taxi is the source of this 2097-nucleotide messenger RNA. It is a transcript of the gene faa4, whose product is annotated as long-chain fatty acid-CoA ligase FAA1. Lineage: Eukaryota; Fungi; Ascomycota; Eurotiomycetes; Eurotiales; Aspergillaceae. Bases 1 to 2097 code for a protein of 698 amino acids. Gene Ontology annotation, cellular component: endoplasmic reticulum; lipid droplet; plasma membrane. The record is from RefSeq and is a predicted model, not a curated record. Gene Ontology annotation, molecular function: long-chain fatty acid-CoA ligase activity. The transcript has 2 exons. Gene Ontology annotation, biological process: long-chain fatty acid metabolic process; long-chain fatty-acyl-CoA metabolic process.